This is a messenger RNA of Aspergillus caelatus, 473 nucleotides long. RefSeq lists its product as uncharacterized. The record is from RefSeq and is a predicted model, not a curated record. The coding region runs from base 13 to 186 and encodes 57 amino acids. The transcript has a single exon. NCBI's taxonomy places the organism in Eukaryota, Fungi, Ascomycota, Eurotiomycetes, Eurotiales, Aspergillaceae.
CUUCAAGCCAGCAUGAACCGACAUGGGUUCCUCUGGAAGGAUAUCCUCACCGCUCCAGAUCUACAGAAGAGAGCCGUGGCGAUUCUGGCUUCCACAAUAGUUCGCAUUACCCCCCUCUUCCUCCCAUGGAUGGUUGAUGCGCUGGUUUGUUUGUGUGUUGGAUUUCUCAUACUAAGUACAGGCUAGACCACGCGUCAGUUCAUUUUUUUUUUAGGAAGGAACAGGGUAUGUUGGCAUACAUUAUGGCUUCUCUUCUCCCAACCGAGUGGUCGGUCUAUAUCUCAAAGAUUUUAGGAUGUACGACAAUUUUUUUUUCUCAUCUAUGUUGAAUUUUUCGCCUGUAUACGCUAGUCCAGUGAACCACAUGGUUGAGCUGACAGGAAUACACCGGAAAUCAAAAAAGAAUCCCGCGUCUAUCGGUAUACAAACCCAGCGAUAGAAAUGGUGCCUUGAUAAUCAAUGGCAUAUUCGAG